Messenger RNA from Adineta ricciae, 1086 nucleotides. The record is from the annotation of a GenBank genome assembly. Lineage: Eukaryota; Metazoa; Rotifera; Eurotatoria; Adinetida; Adinetidae.
AUGCGUUUACAAUCAUUUGUGAAUUAUAACUCCUCGUUGGCAUCGUCAUUUGUUCUCAAUAUCGCACUUACUGGUGAACAAACAAGUGAAUAUGAGUCGAAAAUUUCCUCUCGCUUAAGUAAAAUCAAUUUAAAUUUCGAUAUUGUUCAAUAUCGUGCUGAAUCCUAUAUGAUUGGAUUAGAUUUUCUACUUCAUAAACAAAAAUCUAUAGCCAACGAAAACGAAUUGAUCGAAAUAAUCAAUUCCAAUGAGAACACUCAUGAUGACAAACAUCAACUUUAUCCUUAUAUACUGGUUCAUGCCGAAGCUGCUAGUACUUUUUUCUAUAUUGUUCAUUCAUCGAAUCAUUACUCAGUAGUCACAUCGAAUAAUCUAUGUUAUAAAACUUAUUCCAACUUAACGAAACUUCUUCAGCCUGGUUUUGACACGACAACUGACGAAGAAAUUCCAUCCACAUCAUCUUCUAAAAGUACUUAUCUAACAUCACCAUAUUCAUAUCGACGAGCAUCUCCUCCACCGUCAUUUGACGUUACUUGCAAAGAUUUAUGUAAAAAUUGUUCACGUUCAUCUUCCAUUCAUUUACCUCAAAUUCCGAUUACAAGUUUCACUCGUGUAUCACAGCGAUACUUUCCAGAUGAUUAUACACAUUCGGACAAGCCACAUUAUAUCUAUCGUGGUUGGUCCAAUCGACGAAAUGCUUCUUACGAUAAGGAAAUUUGUACAUUCGAUGUUCAUACCCAAACAGAUGAUAGUUUCCUUCAAUCGUCAUCUGCGCCAACACGUUUCGCCAUGCGUCGUUCAUUACUGUCGAUGUUUACAAUGAACAUCGCAUUAACGAUCAAAUUAAUUACGAAACUUUAUCCAUCUGUAAAACGUUGUAUGUUAACAGGAGAAUUUUUUCAAUUAGAAAAGCAAGCUGCUCAAGAUUUAUCCUUAUUUUUACAAUCAAUUCUAGGACAAACCGUUCUACAUGUUUGUCAAUUGAAACGCGAACCGCUUGUCGCAGCACUAGGCUGCGCACUUCCUCGGGUUUAUUUCGAUGUUAUUGAUGACGAAGGAGUUCUAGGCAAUGAUUGUAUCAGUUGA